This is a messenger RNA of Erigeron canadensis, 1572 nucleotides long. Its product is annotated as UPF0187 protein At3g61320, chloroplastic. The coding region runs from base 112 to 1350 and encodes 412 amino acids. The transcript is spliced from 4 exons. Gene Ontology annotation, biological process: regulation of photosynthesis, light reaction. The record is from RefSeq and is a predicted model, not a curated record. Gene Ontology annotation, molecular function: voltage-gated chloride channel activity. Lineage: Eukaryota; Viridiplantae; Streptophyta; Magnoliopsida; Asterales; Asteraceae.
UCCACUCUCUCUCCCUGACUAAAAACAACCUCAACCCCUGCUCUCUUUUACUUCCUUAAACAAUGUCCAGAAUCUUUACUUCCCCUAAAACCCCAACACUAAAAUCCCUUGAUGGCCAUCUCAAAAUCUUCAUUUCAUAUCACACCAUAUUCGCCGUCACACUUUCCCCGAAAAACACCUUUCAAAUUCCCAUCAAAACCAUGUAAAGUCUUUUGUUCCCAAAGCCCGAAUCCACCAUCUUCUCAACCAUCAUCUUUUAAUUUAAUCUCAAUCCUUCGGGUUAUCCCUGAUUGGGCCGAUGCAAUAAAAGAAAGCCGUAUGAAACAAACUAGACCACUUUAUAAGCAUCAAGAUUGGGUUGAACAUAGAAGCUCAUAUAGACAUAUUAGGCAUUUGUUGUCUAGUUUGAGUUCUAGGGUGAUUUUGUCAUUGGUGCCCCCAGUGACUGCCUUUACUGCGGUGGCUGUGGUGGUGGCGAGUUACAAUACUGCGGUGUUUUGGGAUUUGUUGCCCGAGUUUUUUCCGACUUUGAGAGCUUCUUCUUUGCCUUAUCAGUUGACUGCGCCUGCUUUGGCGCUUUUGUUGGUUUUUAGAACUGAAGCUUCUUAUUCGAGAUUUGAAGAGGGGAGGAAGGCUUGGACUAAAGUGAUUUCAGGGACUAAUGAUUUUGCUAGGCAAGUGAUUGUUAGUGUGGAGACUGAUUCCGUGUUGAAACUGGCGCUUUUGCAGUAUAUUUUGGCUUUCCCUGUUGCUCUUAAGUGCCAUUUGAUUCAUGGAUCUGACACAGGAAGAGACCUGAAGAAUCUCCUUGAGGAUGAUGAUCUAGCAGUAGUUCUCAAUUCAAAUCAUCGCCCACGUUGCCUUAUUCAGUUCAUCUCUCAAAGUCUCCAAUUGCUGAACUUGGAGUCACCAACAAGAACUACACUAGAAUCGAAAGUAACGUGCUUCCAUGAAGGUAUUUGUGUUUGUGAGCAAAUCACAAGCAUACCUAUCCCGCUUUCUUACACUCGUUUGACCUCAAGAUUUCUUGUUCUAUGGCACCUUACCCUUCCCAUAAUUCUAUGGGAUGAUUGCCACUGGAUUGUGGUUCCAGCAACUUUCAUCAGCGCUGCUUCUUUAUUCUGCAUUGAAGAGGUGGGUGUUCUCAUUGAAGAACCCUUCCCUAUGCUUGCUCUAGAUGAGCUGUGCAAAUUGGUUUACGACAAUGUCCAAGAAGCAUUAACCAGUGAGAAGACGAUUAAAGAAGUACUUGAAUUGAAAAAGGAGGAUCAUGCUGCUAGAAAGCAGUCGACAAACGGGUAUCCAAGUUCAGGAGGUGGCAAAAGUAUCUGGCCUAACAUAAAGAUCUGAUGCAUCUCAUAUUCUCAUAUGAUAGAAUUAUUCAAGAAAGUGGUGCAACAUGUAUGGUAAAAAGCAAUGGAUGAACAGUCACAAAUAGACCACAGGAAUACGAAAGUCACUGCUGUCAAUGUUAUACCAUAGAUUGUAUCUCCAAUCAUUAUAGCAUCUGUAAAUAUUUGUUCAUAUGAGGAAUAAUGUAACAAGUUAGCAAAAUACAUAUGCUCUUUAUCA